Molecule: messenger RNA, 1611 nt
Organism: Oenanthe melanoleuca
Lineage: Eukaryota; Metazoa; Chordata; Aves; Passeriformes; Muscicapidae
Gene: TFPI
Product: tissue factor pathway inhibitor
Exons: 12
Coding region: 102-1355 (417 amino acids)
Biological process (GO): negative regulation of peptidase activity
Cellular component (GO): extracellular region
Molecular function (GO): serine-type endopeptidase inhibitor activity
Source: RefSeq, a predicted model, not a curated record
CAAGGAUCAAAUCCAAGACCAAGCAGACACAGGAGUAUUUUGGAGCAGUGAAUGUUUCUGGAUAUGCAGAUCAAUAUGCAGCAUCCAUCCUUGAAACUCUGAUGUGUGGCCAUUCUGUGAAACUCGGACCUGAACUAUUUGGUGCUGUCAAACCUGUGCCUGUGUUCAUUUCUGGCAUUAUUUUGGUUGAGCUGCCUCAGCUUUAUCUGUCAGCCUUUCCCGGCGUCAGUGAGAAAAGCCCACGGAACCUGCAGGAACUGGAUGUGCCGUGCCUGUUUUCAGGGAAGAUGAAGGGAAGAAAGAAGAGACAUUCCUUACCUUCUCCCUUUAUGUUGCUGUUCUUCUGUAUCGCCGGGCACACAACUGCUGAGCUGGAUGACAGCGAAGAAGAGCAUGUUGUGGGUGCUGCUUGGCCACCACUGAAGCUUGUGCAUUCAUUCUGUGCCAUGAAAGCAGAUGAUGGUCCGUGCAAAGCCAUCCACAUCCGCUAUUUCUUCAAUAUUAAAAGCCGCAAGUGUGAAGUAUUUGAAUAUGGUGGAUGCCAUGGCAAUGAGAACAACUUCCUAACGCUGGAGGAAUGCCAGGAGAAGUGUGUGGCAAAAGAAUUGCCUCAGAAGAUGGCGUUAGCGAAAAUUAAGAAAGGUUUGUUUCUAGGAAAGCCCGACUUCUGCUUCCACGCCCAAGAGCCGGGGGUCUGCCGAGGGUAUUUCACCAGGUACUUCUACAACAAAGAGACAAAACUCUGUGAAGCCUUCAAGUAUGGUGGGUGUCUAGGAAACCAGAACAACUUCAGGAGUUUGGAGGAGUGCCAGACUACCUGCCAAGACAACUCAAACUUAUUGCCAACUGUUGCAGCUGAAGAGCAUCCCAGCAGUGUGAACAGUAGUUUCUCAGCAGAACAGCAUCCCAACAGUGUGAACAGCAGCUCCCCAACAGAAGAACCCAGCCAGUCUCCUGGGAUUUUUGUUAAUUUGUUGCCAGCUGCUCCAAAUGAGAAGUCCACCACGCUGAACAGUAGUUCCUCAAAGGAGGAGCCCAACCAGUUCCCCAUUUUUUUUGAACCACCUGCUAUCCCUUCUUUGUGCAUGACCCCUAUGGACAGAGGGCUUUGCAGAGCCAAAGAGUUAAGAUUUUUCUACAACCACUCGACUGGAAGGUGUCGCCCAUUCAGCUACAGCGGUUGUGGUGGGAACGAGAAUAAUUUCAUCUCCAGAAAGUCGUGUUUGAGGAUCUGCAAGAAAGGAAUGAAUAAAAAAAAAGGUGAAAGAAGAUUAAUAAAAAUCAAGAAAAAAAGAAAGAAACAGCCAGUAAAGGCUCUGGGCAUGGAAAUCAUCCCUGAGAGAAUGCAACUUUGAUUUUUAUGGAAAUGUGAAGUAAACUGCUCUUCACCUGUGAAUGAAAACCUUCAGUGUACACCAUAAAAAUAUAUUUACUGUACUGAUUAUUUUGAUUAUAUAUUACUAAGCUGCAUAUAUUUUUAUUAUGUAUUCCUCAAUCAUGUUAAUAAACAUUACCUUUUACUUUGCUAAAGGCUUUUCAAUUGCAGUUUGGUUGUAUAUAAUUGCCAGAGCUGCAGCAGGACAACAGACAAUGUGAGUGAAUGGUUAAACC